Messenger RNA from Chroicocephalus ridibundus (black-headed gull), 5117 nucleotides. It is a transcript of the gene LARP1B, whose product is annotated as La ribonucleoprotein 1B. Lineage: Eukaryota; Metazoa; Chordata; Aves; Charadriiformes; Laridae. Bases 268 to 3330 code for a protein of 1020 amino acids. Gene Ontology annotation, cellular component: cytosol; cytoplasmic stress granule. The record is from RefSeq and is a predicted model, not a curated record. Gene Ontology annotation, biological process: mRNA stabilization; positive regulation of translation. The transcript is spliced from 19 exons. Gene Ontology annotation, molecular function: RNA cap binding.
CGGCCGCCGCCCGCGCGCACCCCCCCCCGGCUCCCUCCACGCGGGCCGGGCCGAGCGAGGCCGGCGGCGGCCGUUCUCUGUCCCUCGCUUCCCCCCUCACGGCAGGUCGGCUGAGGGGAAGGAGGGAGAGGAGGAGCCAGCGGCGCUGCGGGCCCGGCCGGCGGAGCUGACAGGGGAGAGCCCCGGCCGGCGGGGCGGCGCUGAGGGGAGGGAGGCGGCCCACCCCCCCCUCCUCCGCCUCGGCUCCCCCGCAGCGGGCGGCAGGGCAUGUCCGCGGCGCAGGUGUCGGCGGCGCCCGCCGAGCUGAGGGCGGCGGAGAGCGGCGGCCCGGCGGUCACCCGGCCCCGGGAGUUGGAGGAGGCCGCAGAGGAGGGCGGCCGGCAGCGGCGGGCGGCGGCGGUGGAAGCCCCGCCGCCCAAGGAGAACCCCUGGACGAGGCGCAGAGCCGCGGGCGACAGCCCCUCGCCGCCCGCCGCCGACGGGCAGGUCGUCCCGCAGGACCCAGAACUACAAAAUUCCGCUAAAGUUAUAAAAGCAGCAAAACCCAGGACGAGGAAAUACAGCAAGGCUGGCGAUUUUGGUGAUAUCACAAACUGGCCAACACCAAGCGAAAUAGCAAACAAUGAAUGUAAGACUGUAAGUCACAAUAAGAAGCCAACAAAUAGAAGAGAAAAGGAGGAGAAAUCUGAUCAAAAAAGCAAUAAUGGAAUCAAGGACAACCCGGAGGCAAAGCCAGAUGGUCCAGGAGAUAAUAUUAGUGAAGAUGAAGCUCAAACUAAUAACCAAAGGAAAAAAGGUAACAAGCAGAAAUGGGUGCCACUUCACUUGGAUGACGUAAGGUCAGACAGUCAAGAAAGACCAGGCUCUCGAACUAGCUCGAGAUUUCUGCUGGAAACAAACAAGCUAAUACCUCAUAACAACAGACGGAAUGAGACAAGAAAUUGGCGGCGUGAUAGAGAAAAGAGAGAUGACCACGACGAAGUGUGCAGCGUGAGGAGUGAGGGUGGCAGUGUUCGAGGAUUCUCCAGAGGCAGAGGAAGAGGUAGAGGCAGAGGAAGAGGACGAGGCAGAGGAAACCCUAGAAUGAACUUUGAAUAUUCAGUUGGUUAUCAAGAACUGUAUGGUGAAGGAACUGACCAAGUAUUUCAGCCUGAGUUUAAUGCUAGUGUGAUGUAUUACUAUGGUGAUGGAACAGGAGUGCAGAUGUAUUCUGUGGAUGAAGCACUUCUCAAAGAAUAUAUAAGACAUCAAAUUGAGUAUUAUUUCAGCACAGAAAACUUGGAAAGAGACUUUUUUCUGAGGAGAAAGAUGGACCAACAAGGAUUUCUGCCUGUUUCAUUGAUUGCUAGCUUCCGUCGCAUGCAAGCUCUGACUACGAAUGCUGCACUCAUUUUGGAGGCCCUAAAGGACAGUACAGAAGUUGAAACUGUGGAUCAGAGGAUAAGAAAAAGGGUUGAUCCAGAAAAGUGGCCAAUUCCAACUCCAUGCAGUCUCCCACCAACUGACUUUUCUCAGCUCAUCAAUUGUCCAGAAUUCAUACCAGGCCAAAUUUUUGGCUCACAUACUGAGUCUGCACCGAGUUCUCCAAGAAUGGGAAGCCCGCUGAGUCCAAAGGAAAACACUGAAACAAGUAAUUUUCAGGCAAUGUCUAAAGGAUUGUCUACAAGUUUGCCUGAUUUGGACUCUGAACCUUGGAUAGAAGUGAAGAAGAGGCAUCGAGCAUCCACGGUCAAACUAAAGGAAAGUGUUCCUAUACCUGAUCAAACAUCAGAUCAACAACAUCAACCACCCCCACCUUCAGAGGAACAAGAACAAGAAGAACUUGAUUUUUUGUUUGACGAAGAGAUGGAACAAAUUCAAGGCCGGAAGAAUAAAUUUACUGAUUGGUCAGACAGCGAUUCCGAUUAUGAAAUUGAUGAUCAGGAUGUCAACAAGAUUUUGAUUGUAACACAGACACCACCAUAUAUAAGAAAACAUCCUGGUGGAGAUCGUACUGGCAACCAUGUAUGCCGGGCAAAGAUUACAUCAGAACUUGCUAAAGUUAUUAACGAUGGCUUAUACUACUAUGAACAGGAUUUGUGGAUGUUGCAGAGUGAAAAUGACACUAUGACGAAGCAAGAGAUUGAGAACUUUAAGAAGCUAAAUCUCAUUAGUAAGGAAGAAUUUGAUAAUCUUGCACCAGAACCAAUUGCUGACCCAACCCAAGAAGUUCUUCCAGGACCUCCAGGGUUACGGAAAGCAGAGGAGGUGGCUUGUAAUUUGUCAAGGAUUGAAGUACCUCCAGCAGCAGCAAUAGCUCGAUCACUGCCAACAGCAGUUCCGGAUUCCCCCUGCGUUCAUCCUGGCUUCACCCCACGAACACCUCGCACCCCGAGGCUACAGGAUCCCAACAAAACACCCAGGUUCUACCCUGUUGUUAAAGAAGCCCGGUCCAUUGAUGUAAAGACUCCAAGAAAAAGAAAAACGCGACACAGUACAAAUCCUCCCUUAGAGUGCCACGUUGGUUGGGUGAUGGAUUCCAGAGACCACAGGCCAAGAACUUCCUCUGUGAGCAGUUCCAAUGCUUCGCCUUCAGAAGGAGCUCCAAUAGCAGGAAGUUAUGGGUGUACCCCGAAUUCUCUUCCAAAAUUUCAGCAUCCUUCUCAUGAACUGUUAAAGGAAAAUGGCUUUACUCAACAGGUGUACCACAAAUAUCGUCGAAGGUGUCUAAUGGAGAGGAAACGGUUGGGAAUUGGCCAGUCCCAAGAAAUGAACACACUUUUUCGUUUCUGGUCCUUUUUUCUGAGAGAUCACUUUAACAAGAAAAUGUAUGAAGAAUUCAAACAACUUGCUCUAGAUGAUGCAAAAGAACACUACAGGUACGGAUUGGAAUGCUUGUUUAGAUUUUACAGCUAUGGCCUAGAAAAGAAAUUCAGGCAAGAAAUAUUCAAGGAUUUCCAAGAAGAAACAAAGAGAGACUACGAAGCUGGUCAGCUAUAUGGACUGGAAAAAUUUUGGGCUUAUCUAAAAUACUCUCAGCACAAGACUCCAGCCAUUGACCCCAAACUGCAAGAAUACCUUAGUAAAUUUAAGAGACUGGAGGACUUCAGAGUGGAUCCUCCUAUUAGUGAAGAAUCUGGCAGAAAGAGACCGGUCGCUGCAACAGGUGAGGAUUCAGGUCAUCGCAGACAUCAGCCUAAUUCUUCUAAAACACUUCUUGCCGCUAAAUCCACGGCUGCCUGUCAGUCCCAGGCACUGGGAAAUGUCACCGGUGGGAACACUGUGCAAGCGUCUGUAGGCCAUAACAACGCUGCCACAAAAUCUAUAGAAAGCGAUGUACCAGAAAAAUAGACUUAAGACAAGCUUGCACCCUUGAGAAUCAACUUUUACGUCACACUUCUAAUCUGGAGACCUUCAAGGCGAGCCAAUCUAACACGUGAUUAAAAAAAUGUAUGGGAAGACAGAGGAUUGGAUUCUCUUUUUCACAGGAUUUAGUUCCAAAACACUUACCCUAGGAGAGUUGCUCUUGGUUUUGGGAUCAUCGGAAGGAUCCUAGGGAAGAUUCUUUGGCUUCAGUAUUGCUUUCCUCAAGCUUUUGUUUACAAAGAACUGCAUUCCUGGCAUAUGCAAAAAAUACUUUGGGGAUGCCUUACAUUUCAGCUCCUAUUUCUUAAAAAAGGUAUGAUAUACCCAUGUUACUUACUGUGCUGUCUUUACCCGGAUUUUCCCAUUAUUUGUAUUUUACCAAAGCAAAAAAGAUUUACGUUAUAUGUAGAAUUUUAAAUGGAAAGGAAGGAUCUAUGAGAUUGGUUUGCUCUUGAAUCUAACUAUUAAAAAGUAUGUUUUAGUGCAAAAGCACGCUCAAGAAUGUGCAGCUAUAUAUGAAACUGCAUUUCUGGAUUCUAUUUAAAGACAUAGUUUAUAUUUUUCAGGGUCUCCAUAGUUAGUAUUUUAUUAAGUAUGGAGUUUGAGUGGACAUAACUGGGAUAGUUUUGCAGGUAUUUCCUUCAGUACUGGUUCUUACUAACUGAAGCAUCAGAAAAACACGGGAAAAUGGAUCUGUUAAUUUCGUAGUGUCGUAAAUUAACAUGCAGUAUCUACAGUUUGUGCAGGGUGUUAAAAUAGCAAACUAUUCAAAUUAUUCUUGGCUUGAGAGGUGUCUUCAUUUGAAUUCUCAUGAUUAUGAAGUACUCUAACAGGAGAGGCAUAAUUAAAAAAAAUAAAUUAUCCAUAUUUCAAGUAAUAAAAGUGAGUUUGGAGGGAAACAAAGUAUUCCUUGUAAAUUUUACUUUUUGCUUUAUUUUGCAAUAUCUGAAUGAAGUUCUGCAUAGAAUUGUGCUAGCUAAGCCUAAAUAAUUUCAAACGGGUCUAACUAGAAUUUCACUGAAUGUAAGUUAUUCAAAUACAAAUCCAUUUCUGUAGCUGAAAGAUGAGGAUGUUUAUAUCCUGUAAUUUCUUAUUAACUUCAUUACUUUGUUUUUAAAGACUCAAAAAGAACGGAGUGGGUCACUUCUCUCUUCCAAGGGUAGGUGAGAAGGAUUUCCGCUUUUUGUUAGUCAACUGCAGAAGAGACUUCAGUUAACUUUUCAAGUUAAAAAGUUGUAUCUAGCACAAAUGCCUUAAUCCAUGAAGGUGUCCUGGCUGACUGCACGGCCGCAUGGGGCGUUUCAAACUUGUAUCUGAUCUCAGAGUUUAUAAAAAGUCCAUUAAUAUUUUCAGUCAUUGUCUUGUGAAUCUCAGUGAAACAAAUGAGGAAUGUUUGCACUGUAAAGGAGUCUAUAAUUAGCAGUGGCCUUCCCAAUAGUUAAUACAAUUUCAGUACAAAAUUGAGCCUUUUGUAAGUGGCCUGUCCUAAAUGAAUUUAAAUGAACACAUACCAAUAUUUAAAGUAAUAUCUUAUAAAUAUGCUGAAGUGACACAUCUCAAUCCUGUGUUUGAUCCAUGCCUUUUGCUAUAAAGAAAAUGAUGCGAAUGUAAAUUUGGAUUGAAAUUGUAUAUACAAGUAAGAGAUUUAAGAUAUUUCCUUUCACUUUUUCAUUGGAAAAUGUGCAGAUUAAGCUUUUAGUGUGUGUAAUUUUGUGAUAUCUUGACAAAUUUUAUAAAAACAACAACAAAAAACCCUAACAGUGUUGUAUAUC